AUAUAUAUAUAUAUAUAUGUACAGUAUAUAUAUAUAGGCUGUGGGGUAUGCAGUGGACCUCCUCAUGGGAUGUGAAAACUCAUUCCAGUCCCCCCGAUACUAAAGGUCGUGCUGUGCUGUGUAAUCCUUUAGGAUAAUGGAGAAGCGAAGAAACGGCUGCGAUAUGGCCCGACACCUACAUGCAUUGUGGGUAGAAAUGUUUUGUAAUGCUUUUGGGGAAAAAACAUUAAGCAAUAAGUCACAGGAGACUCACAGCAGAACAUACAAAGAGGACAAAGAGAUGGAGGCGGGAUGGAGCGAUAGAGGGUCGUAAAUUUAGUACAUUUCAUUAGACUUAUUACUGCCACAUGCAAAACGUACACACAAACACGACAAAGUGACGCACAUUAUACACGUGUGUUUACAUAACCGCUGGAACAGCAGUGCUGCAGAUUAAAUUCUAUAUUAAGACUCUGUGGGCGUUGUCCUCAGCCCUUUAUGUUCACUUCAGAGAGAGAGAGAGAGAGAGAGAGAGAGAGAGAGAGAAGGACAGGAGUGCUAAAUAACAGGUAGAGUCUAAUAAUGCAGUGUUAAUGAAACUGAAAGCUUCCAGUGGUUCAGAGCUGCAGCUGGAGAUUUGAGGAACUCAUUUCAUGGAGAAAAUGGCAGGGUGAGAGAAAAAGUGUGAGAUGGACUGAGAAACAUGAUGAGACAAAAACACCCUGCUGCAAUCCAUCGUACUGAAGAUCCACUCUUUAAUAUGUGCAACCUCAGGACAAAGGGUUCUUCAAGGGUUCUUUGAGUUCUUGUGUAAUUUAGGGUUUUAGCUCACUCUUCAUGAGGUACUUCAGGAGGCUUUUUUGGGAUAAUUAAAGAUUCUGGGCUUCUUUAACCUGAACAAAACAAAAAAACACAAUCCACGACUAAGAAUUCCACAGAUUUGUUAUAUUAUUGUGUAAUGUAUAUUAUAGGUUCUCCUAAAACCUUCUUUGAUACAGAAAUUCAUCACAGAACAUUGAAGUCUUCCUCCAUAAGGACAAACUGCAUGACGUCAGAGAGCCGUAGUAUUAGAUUUGACCUUUUUUCCCCCAGAAGUGAUUCAUGACAGCUGGUGUCAUGUUUAAUUAGCAAGCUAGCUCUUAAACAAGUGGAUCUAUAAACGCAUCCUAUUCAGCCGCUCAUGUGAUGAAGCGCCUACACACUUCUGAGUCGACACGUGUGGCCUUUUUGUUGGGGGUUUAAAUGACAGACUUUCUGAAUUUGCCCUGACCCCCAGACCUCGUUAGGUAAAAGUGCACACAAUGACAUUUACAGCAACGAUUUACAGUCAUCACCUUAAUAGAUGAUAGCACCGAGCUGCUCAGAGUUCUGCACUGUGAUUGGUGGAACAGCAGCUCCGAGUCCUGCAGCUGCAAAUCACAGGUCCGUAUUAAUAAUAUGCGCCCGCUCUGAUACAUCAGGGGUUCUAUAGAAACAGCUUAUUGACAGAUGUGGUGAGAUAUGACAUGGUGAAGUUUUCUGCAAGGAGAUGACUUAUCUGGAAGGAGUCUCCAGUGCCAGCACUUUGGAUCAGUCAGAGGUGAAUCUUCAGGACAGAGGAGUUUACACGUCUUCCCAGUUUCUCAGUCACAUGACAAGCUGCAUUUUUUUAGGAUGCAUUGCUGCAGCUGGCAUCUAUUGUUGAUGCCAGCAGUCUCCGGGCGGCCAUUAAAGACACACUGGAGGCUGUGCUGCCAAAAGUGGAGAGCGUGUUUGUGUAUCUGCUGGAGGCCGAGUCUCAGAUGCGAUGUGAAGAUCCACCUCAUGACCUUCAUGCAGAAGGCAAGCUCAGGGAGGUGUUGGUGCAGAAGAAGAGAGCGGUGUGUGUCGGUCUGCCAUCCACAGAGCUGCAGGAGAAGCAGAGGACAAGCCUGGCAGCACCUCUCCCACCUGAGAAGCGAGUUGUGAUCCUUCCACUGGUGGAUGAGGAUGAAGACAAGGUCAUGUCUCUUGUUUUGGUCUGCUGCCACCAGCUCACUGACCAGGAUGAGCAGAACCUUAAUACUCUGGAGAAACAUCUCAUUGUUGCGUGUAAAAGAGUCCAUAUGAUACAGAGGAGUGUGACGCAGACUGCAACCCAAUCCCACAAUGCAGCUCUCAGUGCGAACACCACAAACAAGAAGGAGAAAGACUACAGAGAGCUGGACCGCAAGAUUCUGCAGCUCUGUGGUGAGCUGUAUGAUCUGGAUGCGGCAUCACUUCAGCUCAAAGUUAUCAGCUAUCUACAGAAAGAGACCCAGUCUCAGUGCUGCUGUCUGCUGCUGGUGUCUGAGGAUAACCAUCAACUAUUCUGUCAGGUGGUUGGAGAUAAAGUUCUAGAAGAAGAGAUCAGUUUUCCUCUGAUGUUCGGACGAUUUGGGCAGGUGGUGGAGAAAAAGAAAUCCAUCACCUUGCAGGAUGUUAGCCAGGAGGAGAGAAGGCAGCUCAACACUAUGUUGGGGUUUGAAGCUCACUCCAUGCUGUGUGUGCCCGUUGUGAGCCAGGCUACUACCCAGGUGGUGGCGCUAGCAUGCGCUUUUAACAAGAAGGGAGGGCAGAAAUACUCAGCAGCAGAUGAACACAUGAUCCAGCACUGUUUCUGUUACACCUCCACGGUGCUCACCAGCACACUUGCCUUCCAGAAGGAGCAGAAGUUAAAGUUUGAGUGUCAGGCUUUACUUCAAGUGGCCAAAAAUCUCUUCACACACCUCGACGAUGUGUCAGUCCUGCUUCAGGAGAUCAUCGUGGAGGCUCGGAACCUGAGCAACGCUGAGAUUUGUUCAGUGUUCCUCCUCGACCGUGUCAGUCAUGAACUUGUGGCCAAAGUGUUUGAUGGUGGCGUAGUGAACGAUGAUGAGAAGGAGUUCCGUAUCCCAGCAGAUCAGGGCAUCGCUGGUCACGUGGCCACUACAGGAAAAAUCCUCAACAUAAAGGAUGCGUACUCGCACCCGCUGUUCUACCGCGGCGUGGACGACAGCACGGGGUUCCGCACACGCAACAUACUCUGUUUCCCCAUCAAGGACGAGAACGGAGAUGUUAUUGGUGUUGCUGAGCUGGUGAAUAAGACCAAUGGGCCGUGGUUUAACCGGUUUGAUGAGGACCUGGCCACGGCCUUCUCUAUCUACUGCGGCAUCAGCAUCGCCCAUUCCCUGCUGUAUAAGAGGGUACACGAGGCUCAGUUCCGCAGUCACCUGGCCAAUGAGAUGAUGAUGUACCACAUGAAGGUGUGUGAGGAGGAAGUCAGCCGCUUGCUAAUGAGAGGAAUACAACCUGUACACAGCGUUCACCCGAGCUUCUCUCUGUUCACCUACACUCCCCGCUCCCUGCCUGACGACACCACGCCCACGGCAAUCCUGAGCAUGUUUGAGGAUAUGGGCUUCAUAAAUACCUAUAAGAUUGACAUUCAUACUCUGGCCAGGUUCUGUCUGAUGGUGAAGAAGGGCUACAGGGAUCCACCCUACCAUAACUGGAUGCAUGCAUUCUCUGUCUCUCACUUCUGUUACCUGCUUUACAAGAACCUGGAGCUCAACAACUACCUCGAGGACAUUGAGAUCCUCGCUCUCUUUGUGUCCUGCAUGUGCCAUGAUCUGGACCACCGAGGAACAAACAACUCCUUCCAAGUGGCCUCGAAAUCUGUUCUGGCAGCCCUUUACAGCUCUGAGGGAUCAGUUAUGGAGAGACAUCACUUUGCUCAGGCCAUCGCCAUCCUGAACACACAUGGCUGCAACAUCUUUGAGAAGUUCUCCAGAAAGGACUACCAGAGGAUGCUGGACCUGAUGAGAGAGAUUAUUCUGGCCACUGAUUUGGCUCAUCACCUGCGUAUCUUCAAAGACCUGCAGAAGAUGGCAGAAGCUGGGUAUAACCCGAAGAGCCAGACCCACCACAGCCUGCUGUUGUGCCUACUGAUGACCUCUUGUGACCUCUCGGAUCAGACCAAGGACUGGAAGACCACCAGGAAGAUUGCUGAGCUGAUCUACAAAGAGUUUUUCUCUCAGGGUGAUCUGGAGAAGGCGAUGGGGAACAGGCCCAGUGAGAUGAUGGACAGGGAGAAGGCGUACAUUCCCGAGUUACAGAUCAGCUUUAUGGAACACAUUGCAAUGCCCAUCUACAAGCUGCUGCAUGAGGUUUUCCCACGUUCGUCAGAACUCUACGAGCGCGUGGCAGCAAACCGCGAGCAGUGGACCAAAGUUUCACACAAGUUCACCAUCCGCGGUUUACCCAGCAACAACUCACUGGACUUCCUGGACGAGGAAUAUGAGCUGAUGCAGGCCCAGGGGGCAUUCGGGGACGACGGUCACCGCAUUAACGGCUGCCUGGACGACGAGUGCAGCAAGACGGACCAGUGAAAUGUUUCUGGCCUGAAACAGACAGACUUUACACCUUUGCCCCGUCUACGAGAGGACGGCGUGGUGGAUUGGGAUGUGGUCAGAUGACUGUCGAGACACUGGAGUUUUGCUGAUGGAGCUGAUAUGCUGCAGAUAAUGAUGUCAUUUCCUGCCAUUCGAACCAUUUGCGCAAGCAGAACACUUCACUAGGCGUGGGGCUGGGGGCAGAGCCUCAUGUUUUCUUGUCGAAUAUUUCAGAGAUAUGUCCUUUAAUUAUUUACUUAAUGUUUUGAUAGCUGAACAAAGCCUGAGUGUUUGAUUUUAUAUAUAUUUUCUGUCCUGCUGUAAACAUUCUAAACGCCAUCCAGAUGUAUAGAAGUGAAUUUUAGUUUCUGAAAGUUUACAGGACGUUUCUUUGAGUAAGCAUCGCUGUAGAAAUGUCAUCUUCGCAAGCUAGCUCUUUAAUUUUACACACAGGAUUCGUCUUAGUUUAACUGUAAAGACAAUCAAACCAUUAGAUCCUUUAACCAUCCUUUACUUCCCUUUUUCCAUCCUCAUGAAUGUGACUUCACAUGACGAGAGAACACUCGAGAUGAGGUGAGAAUUUAGUGAACGUCAACACACACAGACACACGAGUGUUACUAAAGCAUUCACACCAGUCACUUAACCAAGCUGACUGUCAUGAAUUUUGUCCCAGAUGGUCAAAUCUUUCUCCUCUAAAAGGCUGCUAAAAAGGUUGGCCUCAAUCCCUCAUCCUGUCACGUGACUCAGUUUCUCAGCCUCAGUUUUCAGGUAAGCUGAAAACUCCGCCCUCAUUUUUCCUGUCUAGAAUUCCCACCCCAAGCUCCUGCUGGAACAGCUUUGUUUAUGAGACGAAAAAUUUAACAUGACUUAACUUGUGUAGUUCAGCGUUUAUCAUCACGAUUUGACCCAAAGACUGCGAGUUAAACUGUGUCUGGUGAAUUUAAGGCCACUUCAGUACAAAUCUCCUGACUUCUGGGAAUGUCGCACCAGCGGAGUUCUGACUUCUUGUACAUAACGUUAUCAGAGGAAUAUUAAGGGCUACGUCGCCCUCUGAGGCACGUGAAGAGGUUUAUUUCUCAGGCGGAAAACAGAAUUACGUAUAAAUAUGGAUUUGCCUUAUCACAUAUGUGUUGCCUUUUUCAGUAGAGUUAAACACUGUAUAUAUACUCACAGUUUUAAAGCUAUACAGCUGAGUGUGUGCAGGCGUGUUAACACGGGUGUGUAAGUCUAAAGGCCCAAGGCCAGGUAGGAGUCCAGUGUCAUAAGAGUUUGAUGUUUCCUGGGAACACCGUGAGUGAGACAGGAAUACGUCCCUGAUCGAGGAUUUCAUAAAGACAGAGUGAUUAUAUUGACUGGUUUUGGGUAAACUGUCAUCUUACUCUCCUUUAUAAAAAAUAUUUAAAAACAAAAAAAAGAAAGAAAGAAAAAAGGAUCAAAUCAAAAUGAAUUCUGAAAUCUGAAAAAAAAAAAGUUCAGAAAAAAAGUCAUGAAACUCUAGUGAGCUCAUUGUUCAUUGUAUCAUUGUUCAGAUAAUUGAGUUAUAGAAUUAUUAGAUUAAAGAUAAUUAAAGGGUGCCAAGACUUUCUCACCUCCGUCAACAUGGCUGCCACCUCAGCGUUCCGGACGUGAUUUACUACUGAAACCACAAAAACCAGUCGCAUAAAUCCAUCUCUCUACACCACCAUGCACGAGCCAGACUUAUUAAAACAUCAGAAAAAUCCAUAAAAGGAGUUCAUAUUGAGUUUUAUUUCAAAAUCCAGCUCUCUCUGUUAAACACUGAUGGAAACACUGACUUGAAUUUGUAUUGUUUUACUGGUCUGAUUUUAUUUUAUGACAUUUCUUACAUAUUUUCAUGCUGUAGUUUAUCCCACACAGGACCGUGCAGCUUUUUAUUUUUAUUUUUUUAGCUUCAGCUCUGGUGUGCAAUAUGUCCUCCUGCCACAUGUAAAGAAUGUUUUUAAAUUAUUCUUUUUUAUGACAUACUUUUACUCGACAUGUUUCUGGUAUUUCUUCGUAUCUGUAGGUGGAAAUGAAUUUUUCCUUCUGUUUGUUUUUGUUUUCUUCCUCACUAACACAUGAACGUUUCUCUUGUGCCAACCCUGUCACUCUGAAAAAUAAGAAACUUUACUGUACAUAUGAAUUUAAAGAAAUGUUUCUCUAUUCUGUGUAAUUAACAGAUGUUUAAAAAAGCGAGUUAUUUUAUCUAUUUAAACAGAGCGUAUGUAACGACAGUAUUGGUGGUCUUUCUUCACUGUCAGUGGUUUUUCUUAGAUUUAGUGGCCUUCUCAACAUUUCUGCAGAAUUCAGAUUUAAAAGGUAUAAAAUGACAUUUAUAAUAGAAGUGUGAUGUUAGGGCUGCUCACGAUUUAACAAAAAAAAAAAAAAAAAAAAUCAUGUUUCAAGAAAUUGUAAAACUAGCUUCACCUUUAGCUUGGGUUAAAAAAACCCCACACUUUUUGUUCCACACUUCACCUCCAGUUAGUCCCAAAAAAACAAAAACAAAAAAAAACCCCGUGUCACUGCUGGAUUAUGGGAUGUUGUGGGAUUACUGUGGCACUGGUGAUUGUUUUAUUCCUGUUCUGUACUGAAGUGCUUUGCUGGUCGUGGCCUCGAGUGAACACUGUGUACAUAAUGUACAGCUUAGACUGUCUCUCUGAAACAGAGAAAAGGCCAGUUACAGUUAUCAUAAAUAUAUGAAUAUAAAAACUGCAGUGAAUUUUUCCCAAAUAAAUGUCCUAAAAAUGA
This is a messenger RNA of Hemibagrus wyckioides, 7092 nucleotides long. RefSeq names its product cGMP-dependent 3',5'-cyclic phosphodiesterase (gene pde2a). Gene Ontology annotation, cellular component: mitochondrial outer membrane; nucleus; cytosol. Lineage: Eukaryota; Metazoa; Chordata; Actinopteri; Siluriformes; Bagridae. Gene Ontology annotation, molecular function: 3',5'-cGMP-stimulated cyclic-nucleotide phosphodiesterase activity; protein homodimerization activity; 3',5'-cyclic-GMP phosphodiesterase activity. Gene Ontology annotation, biological process: positive regulation of gene expression; negative regulation of receptor guanylyl cyclase signaling pathway; cGMP catabolic process. The transcript has 29 exons. The record is from RefSeq and is a predicted model, not a curated record. Bases 1761 to 4343 code for a protein of 860 amino acids.